AUGGGCCAAUUAUCUCAACCAACCAUCCGUUUGGGGGCGUCGAUUGGCGAGCGAAUUGAGCAGUUAAAGCUCGUAUUGAACGAGCAUCGUGCUAUGAUGGACGAGCUGCAGAAAUCUACGAGCGAUGAAAUCCAGUCCAUUCUGGAAAAGGAAUCUAUCAAGCUGACACAAGCGUUUGUUUCGUCUGAGCGACGCGAUGCGGGUCUGAAUGCUGUACAGAUGCGCGAUUGGUUUUUAAAAAAUAUGGGCUAUCCAUUCCCAUCACGGAGUGAUAAGCUGAGAAUCCUAAAAACGACAAAUCGCCAGGGUGCUGUCAAGUCACAGGUAUUAAAGUACAAUCAGGUUGUGCUCUGGUUCAUUAACACGCGCCGGCGCUCUGGGUGGACCAAGUUUCUUCGUCGCUAUGCCCAAGGCGACAAAACCAAGAUGCUGGAGCUGGUUUGGGCUCUCGAAACAUCUGUUGGGGGUACGCAUGCGUCCCGUUACUGGUCUUCGGGGAUCGGUCCCGUAAGCGCGACCAAGAUACGCGACGGCAAGAAAGAACGUAAGAUUACAAGAAUGACCAUCAAAGAGUACAUGCCUAAUGCGAAUGAUUAUGAGCUAGAAAAAAUGUACUCGGAAUGGAAAAAGAUCGUCGAGCGCAUUCGCUAUGGUGUAAAGGAGCGUGUGGGCGACUGGGUAGAGGAAGUGAUCGGCACGUCGAGCGACCUGUGA
Malassezia sympodialis ATCC 42132 is the source of this 714-nucleotide messenger RNA. It is a transcript of the gene bE1, whose product is annotated as putative homeodomain transcription factor bE (MAT loci). The record is from RefSeq and is a predicted model, not a curated record. Gene Ontology annotation, molecular function: DNA binding. NCBI's taxonomy places the organism in Eukaryota, Fungi, Basidiomycota, Malasseziomycetes, Malasseziales, Malasseziaceae. Gene Ontology annotation, biological process: regulation of DNA-templated transcription.